AAAGAUUUUGCACGUGCGUAUAAACCCAGAGAAACCCUCUCAAAACCUCGUCGUUUCAAGCUUCUGCAUCUUCUCACUCGUAGAAUUUUGUAGUCUGAGAAUUUGGUUCGUUAGAUCAAUAUUUGAUCUCUGCACAUUCUUCACGAGCUUCAAAACUUCGAUUCAACUGUUGCAUUGAUGUUUAAGAUGCCUCCUCAAAAGGAUCCAGAUAAGUUCUUCAUGUCUAUCAGUAAUGGAGAGAAUAAGCAAUUUGACUAUUUACGUGCUUUAUAUGAGGGUUGCAUUGCUGGAGGUGUUGCUGGUGUUGCUGUAGAAGCAGCUUUAUACCCCAUUGAUACCAUCAAAACACGGCUACAGGUUGCUCGUGCUGGACUAAAAAUUGAUUUCAAAGGUUUGUAUUCUGGAUUGGCUGUAAACCUUGCAGGGUCCUUACCUGCUUCUGCAAUUUUUAUUGGUGUGUAUGAACCAGCAAAGCAGAAAUUGCUGGAGAUCUUUCCUGAGAAUCUAAAUGCUCUGGCUCAUAUUGCUGCAGGUGCUAUUGGAGGAGCCGCUUCUUCUCUUGUUCGUGUUCCAACUGAGGUUGUUAAGCAAAGGAUACAAACCGGUCAGUUCAAAUCAACCUCAUCUGCUGUCCGUCUUAUCAUUGCUAGUGAGGGUUUUAAAGGUCUUUUUGCGGGAUAUGGAUCUUUCUUAUUGCGAGAUUUACCAUUUGAUGCUUUAGAAUUGUGCAUCUACGAACAGCUCCGUAUUGGGUAUAAAGUAGCGGCAAAAAGAGAUCUGAAUGAUCCAGAGAACGCUAUGAUUGGAGCUUUUGCUGCUGCAAUAACUGGAGCAGUUACAACUCCACUUGAUGUAAUAAAAACCAGAUUGAUGGUUCAGGGAACACAAAAACAUUACAAUGGCAUAUGUGAUUGUGUUAGGACAAUAGUUAAAGAAGAAGGAGCUAAUGCUCUUUUUAAGGGUAUUGGGCCAAGAGUAUUGUGGAUAGGAAUAGGUGGUUCAAUAUUUUUUGGCGUUCUUGAGAAGACAAAGAAAGUUCUUGCUCAGAGGAACCCUCAAACUGAUGCUGAGAAGUGAGUUAUUAUCAAGUCAUGCUUAAGCUGAAGAUGUUGCAGUGCAUGGAGUCACUUCUUUUCUUGUUCAACUUCUUUCUCUCCUUCAUCCCUCAAUUAGAAUUUGGGCUGCAAUUAUAAAGCCUGAGUAAAUUUGGGCCAAUCUGGAGCUUUCUCUCAAAGGCUAACAAAGCACAAAUGUAAAUUCAUUUUUUUCUUCUAGAAAAUGAUUUAUUUUCCAUUCAAACACAACUGAAAAAAAAAUUCUUAAAGAAAUGUUCUAUGUUGUUUAAGAGAUUUGAGAUUAACAAAUUCAAAAUUAAUAUUUACACAAUUUUCUUUUAA
This is a messenger RNA of Lathyrus oleraceus (garden pea), 1397 nucleotides long. Its product is annotated as S-adenosylmethionine carrier 1, chloroplastic/mitochondrial. Gene Ontology annotation, biological process: transmembrane transport. Lineage: Eukaryota; Viridiplantae; Streptophyta; Magnoliopsida; Fabales; Fabaceae. The coding region runs from base 178 to 1077 and encodes 299 amino acids. The transcript is spliced from 11 exons. The record is from RefSeq and is a predicted model, not a curated record.